AUGAGCGGCCUACAAGUUGAUGAGUAUAACUCUUUCCCGUGUGGUCACAUGCAUCUGAACACAAUCCUCCUCUUCUCUCUUCAACGCAUCAGGGCUCCUAAGCCGGCUAGAGCUCCUCCAACCGCACCGGCCACGACUGCUGACCUCACUCCCAUGGCCGUAAGGAAUUCUGCUGUUAAGUUAGUUUUUAGCAAUGUUUUAAAAAAUGCGCCUCGGGCGCCCCUUGGGGCUCAAAAGGCGCGAGGCGGUACUGCAACUGAGUCAGCCUUGAUGGGUGAAGGGAGAAAUAGAGACUUUACCAAACUACAAUUGAAGCCUGACAACCAUAAUCGGCCUAUAUGGGCUUGUCCAGAUGGCCGAAUAUUCCUCGAAACUUUCUCGGCUUUGUACAAACAAGCUUAUGAUUUCCUUAUUGCCAUUGCGGAACCCGUUUGCAGGCAAGAGUUGAUGCACGAGUAUAACUUGACCCCGCAUUCAUUAUAUGCGGCAGUCUCAGUUGGCCAUGAAACAGAAACAAUUAUUUCUGUUCUGAAUAAGCUGUCCAAGACCAAGCUCCCCGAAGAGGUUAUAGAUUUCAUACAUAGUUCUACAGCUAAUUACGGCAAAGUGAAGCUUGUGCUAAAGAAUAAUCGAUACUUUGUCAGUUCCCCAUUUCCAGAGGUGCUGAAGACAUUGCUUAAGGACCACUUUAUAGCAGAAUCAAGGAUUACUUCUGAGGGUCCUCACGGAAAUAAAGGUUUUACAAUUAUCACAACAAUGGGUGAAACUGGAGCUGGUCCUAGUGAUUUGCUAAAUGAAGCAGAACUGGCAGCUGUGGCUGAAGAAAAAGAAACUCGUGCAUUUGAAAUUGAUCCUUCAAAGGUUGAGCAUGUUAAGCAACGUUGUUUGCCAGAUUGUUUGAACUAUCCUAUGUUGGAAGAAUAUGACUUUAAUAACGAUACCGUUAACCCUGAUCUUGAUAUUGAAUUAAAGCCUCAAUCCCAUCCCCGACCGUAUCAAAGGAAGAGCUUGAGUAUAAUGUUUGGGAAUGGGAGAGCAAGAUCUGGUAUUAUUGUACUGCCUUGUGGUGCUGGAAAAUCUCUAGUUGGUGUUUCUGCAGCCUCUCGAAUAAGAAAGAGCUGCCUUUGUUUAGCAACAAAUGCUGUCUCGGUUGAUCAGUGGGCUUUUCAGUUUAAGUUGUGGUCAACUCUCCGAGAUGACCAAAUUUGUCGCUUCACAUCUGAUAGUAAAGAAAGAUUCCGUGGAAAUGCUGGGGUGGUUGUGACAACAUAUAACAUGAUUGGUUUUGGUGGAAAGAGGUCUGAAGAAUCUGAAAAGAUUAUUGAAGAAAUAAGAAACAGAGAAUGGGGAUUGCUUCUCAUGGACGAGGUGCAUGUUGUUCCUGCUGAAAUGUUUCGAAAUGUCAUCAAAUUUACUAAAUCGCACUGCAAGCUUGGGCUCACUGCCACACUUGUCAGAGAGGAUGAGAAGAUCACAGACCUGAACUUCCUUAUUGGUCCCAAAUUGUAUGAAGCAAACUGGUUGGAUUUGGUUAAGGAUGGAUUUAUUGCAAAUGUACAGUGUGCUGAAGUAUGGUGUCCAAUGACAAAAGAGUUUUUUGUGGAAUAUUUGAAGAAAGAAAACUCAAAGAGAAAGCGGGAACUUUAUAUCAUGAAUCCAAAUAAGUUUAGGGCAUGCGAGUUUCUUAUAAGGUUUCAUGAAGAGCAACGUGGUGAUAAAAUUAUUGUAUUUGCCGAUAAUCUAUUUGCACUUACAGAGUAUGCAAUGAAACUUCGGAAACCUAUGAUCUAUGGUGCUACCAGCCAUGCCGAGAGGACAAAAAUUCUACAAGCUUUCAAAACAAGUCGAGACGUAAACACCAUAUUUUUGUCCAAGGUGGGUGAUAAUUCCAUAGACAUUCCUGAGGCAAAUGUGAUUAUUCAGAUCUCAUCACAUGCUGGUUCACGACGUCAAGAAGCACAGCGUCUUGGACGUAUUUUGAGGGCUAAGGGUCGACCUGAGGAUCGGUUGGCAGGAGGUAAGGAGGAGUACAAUGCGUUCUUUUAUUCUCUUGUGUCGACUGAUACUCAGGAGAUGUAUUUUUCAACUAAACGCCAGCGGUUUUUGAUUGAUCAAGGUUACAGUUUUAAGGUUAUUACAAGCUUGCCCCCUCCUGAAUCAGGAGCUGAGUUGAGCUAUCACCGACUUGGUGACCAACUGGCACUACUUUCAAAGGUGUUGAGUGUUGAUGAUGAUAAAAUUGGGUUAGAGACACUAGAAGAAGAUGCCGAUGAGAUUGCCCUUCAGAAAGCACGCGUACAUCGCUCAACAGGAUCCAUGAGUGUGAUGUCGGGUGCCAGUGGGAGGGUUUACAUGGAAUAUGGUACUCAUACUCAGAAACACAAGCAUGGCAAAACACAGAUAAAGAGUACUAAGCCCAGGGAUCCGAUGAAGAGACAUUAUUUGUUUAAACAACGCCGUAGCUGA
Molecule: messenger RNA, 2466 nt
Organism: Fragaria vesca subsp. vesca
Lineage: Eukaryota; Viridiplantae; Streptophyta; Magnoliopsida; Rosales; Rosaceae
Product: DNA repair helicase XPB2-like
Exons: 19
Coding region: 1-2466 (821 amino acids)
Biological process (GO): transcription initiation at RNA polymerase II promoter; nucleotide-excision repair
Cellular component (GO): nucleotide-excision repair factor 3 complex; transcription factor TFIIH holo complex; transcription preinitiation complex
Molecular function (GO): hydrolase activity; DNA binding; ATP binding
Source: RefSeq, a predicted model, not a curated record